Mesorhabditis belari is the source of this 1977-nucleotide messenger RNA. NCBI's taxonomy places the organism in Eukaryota, Metazoa, Nematoda, Chromadorea, Rhabditida, Rhabditidae. The record is from the annotation of a GenBank genome assembly.
AUGACCGCCUCAACGGGCGCACAACCGGCCACCACCGCCUAUGGGAAUAAAAGACGAGUAUCCUUUGUGAUACGAGAAACCGAAGAGAAACGCCCGCGCUCGUUCAUCAAUUGCCUGCAAUGGGAUCCGUCGACGAGUCGGCUGUUCACCGCCGGCGCAGACACGAUUAUCAGAACGUGGAGAACCCCGCGCGAGAUGUCCUCCUCUUCAACGACUCCCGAAGCGCAGUACCUUGUCUCGAUGGAACAUCACACGGAUUGGGUGAACGACAUGGUGCUGUGUUGUGGCGGGAAAUACCUCCUAUCCGCCUCGAAUGACACGACGGUGAAAGUAUGGAAUGCGACGAAGAACUUCUGCAUGUCGACUCUGCGCACGCACACCGAUUACGUUUCCUCAUUAGCGUAUGCCCGCGAGCAGGAAAGAGCCGCAUCGGCCGGCUUCGACAAUGCCAUAUUUCUCUGGGAUGUUGGCACAUUGACACGGUUGACAUCGACGAAUAACACAGUGACGACGUCAUCACUGUCUGGGAACAAGAAUAGCAUCUACGCGUUGGCAAUGAACCCGAGUGGCACGGUGAUUGUUUCAGGGUCAACCGAGAAGAUUUUGCGAGUGUGGGAUCCGAGAACAUGCCAAAAAUUGCUGAAAUUGCGCGGGCAUACAGAUAAUAUUCGAUCAAUAGCAGUGAGUUCUGACGGGAAACAGUGCGUGUCCGGGUCUUCGGAUGGAACGUUUCGUUUAUGGGAUUUAGGGAUGCAGAGAACCAUUUGGACGUCAAAUCUGCAUCAUGAGGGUGUAUGGGCGAUGCAGGUGGAUGCUGGCUGGAAUCAUGUCUAUUCGGGUGGACGAGAUAAACGCGUCUAUCGAACGGCGAUCAACAAUCACUCGAAUUGGCAAUUGUUGUUGACCGAAGAGGCGCCAGUUAAACAACUUUUACUUAUCGAACCCGAGCAACCAAGACAUUUGUGGGUGGCCACGUGGACAUCAACGGUUCGGCGAUGGCCAAUUCCUCAAGGAUCAUCUCUAACAAUUUCUGACGUUGACUCAAAUUAUGACCUCCGUUUUGAGGACCCAAAACCAUUAAUACCAAAAGAGGACAUGGUCGUCUCAGGCGCUCCAUCACUACGUCAACACAUCGUGCUCAACGACAAGCGUCACGUUGUCACUCGAGACUCCAUCGGCAACAUCGCUUUGUGGGACAUUUUAGCCGCCAAGAAACUCAACGAAUGGGCCGAUCGACCGAUGGAAGAGGUGGUGAAAGAGAACUCGCGAAAGGUUUUCGUCCCAUCGUGGUUCUCGGUGGAUGUGAAGAGUGGAAUGCUGCAGAUAACGCUCGACGAGUCGGAUGUUUUCUCGGCAUGGGUGUCGGCAAAAGAUGCUGGGAUAAACGAUAGUGAUAAUAAAGUGAAUUACGGGGGAAUGUUGUUGAGGGCGCUGUUCGAGAGAUGGCCUGAGUGUGCAAGUGCGCCGGACGAUCCGUCAAUGAUCGGCAAUCCGAAUGUGCCGCCGCAUACACCGUUGAUCAUUUGUGAGGCAGCGACGGGUCGGCCGUUGUUCAGAUUGCUGGUUCGUGAUGCGUGUUGUGAGGCUGAGUCACAACUUUUAUCCGAAAUUCUUCCAAAUUGGGUGCUCGACGUUGUGCAAGCCGGUCAAUUACCGAAAUUCACGAAGAUGCCUUUUUUCUUAUUACCCCACUCAUCUCUCCAACAGAAACAACCAAAGAAAGAUCGAUUGUCGGCCACGGAAAUGCUACAGGUCCGCAAAGUGAUGGAGCAUGUGUACGAGAAAGUGUUACACGGCGGCACCGAGUUCACAUCGAUUGAAACUCCGCCCACUCUAAGCCGUUCGACAAACAUUGAGAGUUGCCUCGAGUUGUAUUGUAAUGAGCAAAAAUUGGACCCAGAGAUGGAUCUCCGCACAGUGAAACAUUUCAUUUGGAAACAAGGAGGCGAUCUCAUUCUUCAUUAUAAAUAUCUUAAA